AUGAACAUUACCUUAACUUCAUUAAAUCUUUCUAAUAAUGAAAUCUAUUUUGAAGAAGGAAAGUUAUUAACAGAGGCACUCCAUAAAAAUUUUACAUUGAUCACCUUAAAUAUUAAAAAUAAUGAGAUUAGUUAUGCCGAAAAAAACAAAUUGAAAGAAAUCCUUCGAGCAAAUUAUACACCAGCAACUAUAAUUUAUGAAA
Messenger RNA from Cetraspora pellucida, 202 nucleotides. Lineage: Eukaryota; Fungi; Glomeromycota; Glomeromycetes; Diversisporales; Gigasporaceae. The record is from the annotation of a GenBank genome assembly.